Protobothrops mucrosquamatus (brown spotted pit viper) is the source of this 620-nucleotide messenger RNA. RefSeq names its product protein AATF-like. Lineage: Eukaryota; Metazoa; Chordata; Lepidosauria; Squamata; Viperidae. The annotation marks the transcript as partial. The transcript is spliced from 2 exons. The record is from RefSeq and is a predicted model, not a curated record. Gene Ontology annotation, cellular component: nucleolus. Gene Ontology annotation, biological process: regulation of transcription by RNA polymerase II.
AUGAAGAAACGUCAGGUGAAGAGACAGAUGAAGGCGACCUUGACAGUGAAAUUCUGGCUGAAGAUGAGAGCCCAGAAUCAGAGGAGGAAGAGGAAGAAGAGGAGGAAGAGGCAGCCAGUGAUGCUGAAGAAGAGAAAAAAUUGUCCAACAAGCUGAAAAAACCAGCCUUCAGUUUCCAGGCCAUUGAUGACUUUGAGAAAUUUGCCGAAGGGAUGGAUGAGCUUGGAAGCGAGGAAGAAGAAGAAGCCAGCUCAGGAGAAGACCAGGAAGGUGGAAGUGACUCACAGGAAAGCGCGAAGGAGGGUGAGGAGGAAAUGGAAGAGGUCGACAGGGAUCCAGAAGUUGGAAUCCUCUUGACUCACUCGCAAGGCAAAGCAGCUGAAGAAGUGGCGAAGGGAAAAGCCGUGAAGAACCAAAUAGCCCUGUGGGAUCAGCUCCUGGAAAGCCGAAUCAAGCUGCAGAAGGCUCUCUUAAUAGCCAACCAAAUUCCACAGCCAGAUACUUUCUCUGAGUUCAAGAAGAGAGGCGGACAGGAAUUUUCUAACGUGCUCAAGAACAGUAAGGAUCUAUCUGUGAUUAUGUGCUUUAAUAUUAUUGACAAUAUAGUUAAUAUAUUAUGG